GGACGGCUAGUGAAGGGAACGGAUCGUCAUACUCGGUCAGCGAAAAUGCCGUCCAAAAGUCGCGUUUAAAUCCGUCUUCCAUAAGAGACAAAUUCGAAAUUCUCGCGAACUAGUUUCGACCGUGGUGGCUUUGGUAAUAUUUCUCCGGCAACGGUUGGGGAAACGUUUCCGCGCCCUCCGUAUGGGCAACGAAAGAACGACGUCCACGCUGAGAACCAUGAAGAAUCGUAAAUCGAAGAUGGAAUAUCGCGAGUACAAUUUCACGUAGUGUAAGAACGAAAUGACGACGCGUUUAUGUACGGUGACCAAAAACUUGUCCAUCGAAGAGCACGCCUGUAGAACAUUUUUAGAGUGAUCGUAAAGUUAUUGUUUAGUUUCCAUUUUUUUUAAAUCGAGAACAAUAGAUAUAUUUUGCAGUCGAAGCAAAUUUUGAACGGUGGCACGCGUCGAACAAAGAAACUUCUCGUGAAAGUUUCUGUGGUGGUCGGUAAAGUGUUCGCCGGUAGCGGAUACGUGCUUGUGGAUGAUCGCGAGCAAAGUUGGUGCGCUUUCGAUGUAAUCCCGCCUUUCGUCGAGGGCAAAGGAACGAUAUAUCGAGGAUGACGCGAGAGAUUCUUCUAUCCCUUUUGGGGAUCCUCGUCGUGGGCGCAGAAGGAUUGAAGUGCGGUCAUCCAGCGGUACCGAUGAACGCCAAGGUGUCAUUGUCCGACGAAUCAUUAGCAGUUGGCACUUUGGCGACGUACACCUGCGAUGCCGGAUACGAACUAUUUGGCAGUGGCAGCCUGUCGUGUAACACUCGAGGGAAAUGGCAGGGAGAUCUACCAUUUUGCGGAACGAACGUUGCUUUUCGCAAACCAACGAAUCAAUCGACGACCGUACGAGGAGGAGACGCCGGCCACGGCAACGACGGCGACUCCAGCACCGAACACGAUGGAAAAAGAUGCACGGAGACCCAAAGCGAGCCCAGUCCUUGGUGGAAGGUCGACCUUCUGAAGUCGUAUUCGGUAAAAGUCGUCAGAGUAACGACCAGAGGUUGCUGCGGCCACCAACCUCUGCAGGACAUUGAAAUUCGCGUUGGAAACAGCAGCGUGGAAUUGCAGCGUAAUCCUUUGUGCGCCUGGUUUCCUGGCACGAUAGAAGAAGGAAUCACGAAGACGUUCGUGUGCGCCAGGGCAUUGAUCGGACAGUACGUGUUCUUGCAGCUAGUCGGCGUCGAAGGAAGCCUAAGUCUGUGCGAGGUGGAAGUGUUCGCCGUGGACGAGUUCUCGACGGACAGGUGUGCCCAGACCGGAACACCGGCUGACGCUGACUUGGCCGCUUUCAAUUCCACCUGUUACGAGUUCAUCGUGAAGAAAGGUGGUUCCUUUCAGGAAGCCAGAAACUAUUGUCGGACCAGAGGCGGGGAUCUCGUGCACGGCUUCAAGGGUGCCUCGCCGGUGUACAUACUGAAUAAUCUCGAAAGGAGAAAAGAUAAACUGAAGACGCAGCUAGUUUGGAUAGGCGCUCAAAAGGAACCGUUGAUAACGGCUCGAACCUGGAGAUGGGUUGACGGAGAGAUUGUUCAGAAACCUUCGUGGGGUAAGGAUCAACCGAACAACUACAACGGCGAACAGAAUUGCGUGGUGUUGGACGGUGGCCGUAGUUGGCUAUGGAACGAUGUCGGUUGUAACCUCGACUAUUUACACUGGAUAUGCCAAAGCAGACCACCCACCUGUGGCAGCCCAGAGAAGUUCGAGAACACGACCAUAGUUGGAAACAAGAGAACCAUUGGCUCUAUCAUAGAGUACGUCUGUCCUGACGGACACAUGUUGAUCGGAUCGAAGAACAGAACGUGCGAGGUAAAUGGUUUUUGGAGCGGCGAGGCGCCCACGUGCAAAUUCGUCGAUUGCGGUCCUUUACCCGAGCUGGAGAACGGUGCAAUCACGUUGGUCGAUAAAAGAACGACUCAUGGUGCGCUCGCCGAUUACGCCUGUAAGGAAAACUACACGCUGUUGGGUGAUGCCAGACGUCGAUGCGGAGACGGCGGUAUUUGGAGUGGACAUCAACCUCAGUGUUUAUUUGAUUGGUGUCCAGAACCACCACAGGUCAACGGAGGAGUAGUAACCACCACUGGAAGAAGAGCAGGAUCUACCGCCACUUAUUCUUGUCAGAACGGUUUUAUUCUAUUUGGGGACAAUGUCCUUACGUGUGACAUUGGCGGAGAGUGGUCCGGCAAAGCGCCUCAAUGCCGAUUCGUCGACUGCGGAGCGCCGGCCCAGAUAGAAUUUGGUUCCGUGACCUUAAUUAAUGGCACCACCACGGUCAAGAGUUUGGCGGUGUACACGUGUCUAGAGGACUACUGGCUGGUGGGCGAGGGGAAGCAAGAAUGCACCAAAGAGGGGAAAUGGAGUCACGAUACACCGUCGUGCGAAUUGAUUACUUGCGAGGAGCCAGAUGUACCUGCCGGAAGUUACGUGGUCGGGUACGACCUGAACGUACACAGUUCCAUCGAGUACCACUGCGAAGCAGGCUAUCAACUUCAAGGCGAAGCCAGACACACGUGCGGCAGAGACGGCGAAUGGACUGGAGAAGUUCCUACGUGCGAAUACGUGGACUGCGGGAAUGUUUUGCCCAUGUUGAAUGGAGCGGCGGAAUACGUGAAUGGAACGACGCAUCUCGGAAGUGAAAUCACCUACAGUUGCGCGAGAAACUACAGGCUAAACGGAGUGUCGAGGAGAUACUGUUUAGACAAUGGUCAAUGGAGCGACGCGACUCCAAAGUGCGAAGAAAUUCGUUGUCCCGAACCCGUGUACGCGGACCAUGGGAUACUCUCGGUGACUGGGAACGAUCGAAUGUACGGCAGGACUUUGAUUCGUACCGGAACGCCGGAGAAUUCUAAUACCGGUGCGACUUCCUACAAGAUUGGCGCUCUUGCGAAAUAUCGAUGCGAAAGGGGAUACAAGGUGGUCGGGGAACCUCUUUCCACUUGCGAGGACAAUGGAAAAUGGAGUGGCGAAGUUCCGCGAUGUGUCUACGUCGAUUGCGGCAAGCCGGAACAUAUUCAACAUGGAAAGUACACCCUGACUUCGAACGCGACUUAUUAUGGGGCAGCUGCGCUUUACGAAUGCGACGGAAACUUUGAACUGGAUGGAUUCGCAAGGAGACUGUGUCUCGAGAACGGUACCUGGAGCAGCGACACUCCGGUUUGUAAAGAAAUUAGAUGCAAAGAUCCUGAGAAAGAAGGAGUAUUGUCUACUCAAGUUUCCACUCACAGCGUGGGAGGAGUGGCGCACUAUAGUUGUCCACGCGGAUUCUACAUGGAAGGAAACGAGACUAGAAUAUGCUUACAAAAUGGAUCAUGGAGCGGAAGCCCUCCCGCCUGUUUCUCGGUGGACUGUAAGCAUCCAGGAUCCAUAGAAAAUGGAAGAGUGAUAGUAGUAAAUGGAACGACGAUUUAUGGAGGAACUGCAGAAUACCAUUGUCUGCCGCAGUACGAGAGGGCAGGACCAUUCUUGAGAAAGUGUCUAGAUACCGGUUCGUGGAGUGGCGAGGAACCCAGAUGCGAACUUAUGCCUAACGAGGUAGCAGAAUCUCAAGGAGUAGGUACCAGUGUCGGUAUUGGAGCUGGCGUGAUCAUAUUUAUAUUAAUUAUACUUGGACUCGUUUAUCUAAGACUGAGGAAAGCUACGCCAGUGAAAAACACUGAGAACGUUCAAGCAGCCGAAAGAAAAGAGGACCAAAAUGCUGCUGUCAUGUCUUACGCUACUCUCAACGAUGGAACACCUAACACUAUGUACGAAAAUGUGCCAGAAGACGGUCUUUACGACAAUCCAUACAGUAUCAGUGGCAGUACUUAUGGGUACGGCACCAACAUGAGAAGACAUUACGGUAGGACGGGACACUACGAAGCGGAACCAGUGUCAAACAGAAACGGCAUUACCAUCAACGGAGUGUCUGUGCGAUAGUUCGAACUAUAUAUAAAAAUUAGAAUCUGUCCCUUAAAAUUGGAUAUUAUUUAUGUACAGGUAGGAGGAUACGAGUACGCGAAACUUUGUUGUCUUUAUUUAUAUUAUUAUAUUCGGCGCAUCGCCGAUUUAUGUAAAUAAGUAAAGAGGAGGAGUGAUCUUAAAAAGAUAUUCACGAAAAAAUUCGCGCCAAUGUUGUCCAUACCAAUGAUGAAUAACGCGUUUUAUCGACGGAUGGUAACCAUGUAUCGUCAUACCCAUUUGUUUGCAUUCGAAGUUAAUUGACGAUUAAAUUCAUGUAUUAUUAUGUAUAUAGAGUGUUUACCCUGAUUUAGAAUUAUCAUUUGUAACAUAAAUUCGUAUGUUCGUUGGUUAUGCGAAUAAAGAAACCAAUGCUCUUGUUUUA
Messenger RNA from Megachile rotundata (alfalfa leafcutting bee), 4350 nucleotides. RefSeq names its product CUB and Sushi multiple domains furrowed (gene fw). The record is from RefSeq and is a predicted model, not a curated record. NCBI's taxonomy places the organism in Eukaryota, Metazoa, Arthropoda, Insecta, Hymenoptera, Megachilidae.